Lolium perenne is the source of this 681-nucleotide messenger RNA. RefSeq lists its product as uncharacterized. NCBI's taxonomy places the organism in Eukaryota, Viridiplantae, Streptophyta, Magnoliopsida, Poales, Poaceae. Gene Ontology annotation, biological process: nucleobase-containing compound metabolic process. Gene Ontology annotation, cellular component: cytoplasm; nucleus. Gene Ontology annotation, molecular function: 3'-5' exonuclease activity; nucleic acid binding. The record is from RefSeq and is a predicted model, not a curated record.
AUGGAGCACCUCGUGCGCGACCCGGCUCAUCGGACACGGGUUUACUACCUCAAGGCCGAAGGGAUGGAGGAGGCGUUCAAGGUCACGGUCACGCUCCGCGCAAGAAUGGUGAAGAAGAGGAUUCAGGGCGUGAAGAGGGACUUCAUCGACGCCGCAACGACCAAGUGCGUCGGGUUGGACUGCGAGUUCACCAACCCUCGCAAGAAGAAGGCCGGUGAGGAGCAGCGCGCCACCGUCCUUCAACUCUCGGUGGCGUCCGAGACGUUGGUGUUCCAGAUUAUUCAUGCCGAUAUAAAAGUGCCACGAGUGCUCAAGGAUUUCUUGGAGGACGGGAACAUAAGAUUCUGUGGCGCCGCUAUCGGCAACGAUGUGAAAAAGCUAAGACUCAAGGGCAUUCACAUCAAUUCUACGUACGACCUCCAGAAGGUAGUCCCAAACCCCACCACCAAGACCACUCCAAGUAUAUAUGAUUUGGAAAAUCAUACCAUUGGGACAAACCUUGAGCAGAAGAAGUACAAACACAAGAAGAAGAUGGACGUCACCGCGCAAGAAAAAGAAGAUGAACUCAUUUUUGGAUGGACCAAUUAUCUAUUGAGCUACGAGCAAGUGCACUAUGCAGCACUAGAUGCUCACCUGGGUUUCGAGAUUGCUAGGAAGCAUUGGAUGCUAGUUGGCUACUAG